Messenger RNA from Drosophila teissieri, 430 nucleotides. RefSeq lists its product as uncharacterized. The transcript has a single exon. Lineage: Eukaryota; Metazoa; Arthropoda; Insecta; Diptera; Drosophilidae. The coding region runs from base 103 to 282 and encodes 59 amino acids. The record is from RefSeq and is a predicted model, not a curated record.
ACGUUUUCCACUUGGAAGUACAACGUACUAGCUUUCAGUUUUCACUCACCGAUAUCAGUUGAACAUGUUUUCCCACAAAUUUAUCCCAAGUCUUCCAGACACAUGAAAGCCGCAAUAGUACGGAUACCAAUCGCAAUAUGUUUCAAAGCACUUAUGAAAAUGAACCGGAGUCGUGGGGAUAGUUGGAGAAAGAUGGCCGAGAUGCUUUUAUCCUUAUGUGCGAUCGACAAAGCCGAGGAUGUAGUACUUGAUUUUAUAAUGUUAAAGGUCUUCGGAGAGUAGUUGCAGCCGACCAACUAUAGGCACCAACAUAUAUAGAAUAUGGCUAACCGCAUCAAUAUUAAUCAAUGUUAUCUUUCUAAAAGACCCUCAUGUAAAAUUUACUUGCUUAAUUAUAUAAAUAUUUUUUGCUGUGUAAAGGCUAAACCGA